ACACAUUUCGACUAUAGUUCCAGAUAUCUGUAAUUACAGACGUUUUAAUGCCGACAUGUCAGUAGCCACUUCUGGAGUGUUUAAACGGUAGAUAUAUUUAUUUUGGGUUGAUUGUAUAGGGUUCCUGGCCGCCGUGUGCCUCAGUGUGAUGCACAGGAAUUCAGACAACAACUUAUGUCCCGAACUGAGGCUUUGGUGUACUAAAAGAGCCGACUGGGACUGUUCUUCUGCCAAUUGUACCCUCCUGUUUACCACAAGUUGACAACUCCGGGCGGAAGCAACGACCUAGUUUGAUGUCAGACACCCGUGAAGAACAUCUUCUCCCUGAGCAGCGAGAGUAGACCUCAAGGAUGGCGCAGGAUGAGCCUCAGCCCCCCUAUUUUAAAGAGGACGAGGAGGAGCCUCCACAAAUAAAGGUUGGAAUUAAAAGGGAAGAGGAGGAGCCUCCACAAAUAAAGAUGGAAGAGGAGGAACAGCAGUACCCCCACAUUAAAAGGGAAGAAGAGGAGCCUCCACAAAUAACGGUGCGAGAGAAGGAACCUCCACCAAUUAAGGUGGAAGAGGAGGAGCUGCAGUGCUCCCACAUUAAAAGGGAAGAGGAGGAGCCUCCACAAAUAAAGAUGGAAGAGGAGGAACAGCAGUACCCCCACAUUAAAAGGGAAGAGGAGGAGCCUCCACAAAUAAAGGUGGAAGAAAAAGAGCCGCAGUACCCCCACAUUAAAUUGGAAGAGGAGGAUCCUCCACAAAUAAUGAUGGAAGAGGAGCUGCGGUACCCCCACAUUAAAGGGGAAAAGGAGGAGCCUAAGCAACCCCACAUUAAAGAGGAGGAGCCACAUGCCUCUUACAUGAAGGAAGAAAAAGAAUCCCAGCUCCCCCUCACACUACAGAGAAGGAGGAGUCACAGUCGGCCACAUAUUAAAGUAGAAGAGGAGGAACAGAGCAUCAGUCAGGAGGGAGAGCAUGUUGAAGGACUGGAGGAGGAUGAUGUCAUCAAGAUGCCAUUGACUGCUGUGAUUGUGAAGAGUGAAAGUGAGGAGGAGCCUCCAAGCAGCAGCUCAACACAACACAUGACAACAGAAGCUGAUGGAGACCACUGUGACAAGCUCGUAGCUCCACUCUCUGAUAGCGACGACACGACGUCCCACUCCCCUGACACUGACGAUGAAGACUCCGAAGGUGAUGCAAUAUGUCACACUGACAACACCCUCUUCACAUGCUCUCACUGCGGCAAAACCUUUAAUCGCCGUGGUAACCUAAAAGUACACGUGAGAAUACACACCGGGGAAAAACCUUUUCCCUGUCCAACCUGCGGUAAAGAUUUCACCCGGAGGUACCAUUUGAAAAGACACAUGACAACACACACCGGGGAGAAACCUUUUCCCUGCUCCGAAUGCGGUAAAGGAUUUGCGCUUAAAAGUAUGCUGAAAGGACACAUGACAACACACACCGGGGAAAAACCCUUUUCUUGUUCGACGUGCUUUAAAGAGUUUUCCCGGCGGUACUAUUUGAAACUGCACAUGACGACCCACACUGGAGAAAAACCUUAUAGCUGCUCGGAAUGCGGUCAAGAUUUUGCACGAAAACACUGGUUGAAAGAACACAUGAGAGUACACACUGAAGAAAACACGUUUUCUUGUUCAAUCUGCGGGGAGGAUUUUACCGAAAGGCAACAAUUGAAAACGCACAUGAGAGUUCACAUUGGAGAUAAACCGCUUUUCUGCUCAGUAUGUGGGGAAGGUUUCACACUAAUUAGCGAAUUGAAAACACACAUGAAAAUGCACACUGUAGAAAAAACUAUUUCUUGUUCAAUUUGUGGUAAAGGUUUCACACGGACGAGCGGGUUGAAAAUACACAUGAGAAUGCACAGUGGAGAAAAACCUUUUACCUGUUUAAUCUGUCGUGAGGGUUUUGUACAGAGUCAAUAUUUGAUAGCACACAUGAGAACACACUGGUGACAAAACAUAGCCCACUGUGAACCGCAACAAAUGUUUUUGUGUACAAAGAAACGUUGUAGUAAACAUGACAACACACACUGGUGAAAAAAGUGUCGAGUUGCAGAGUGUGUGAUUAAAAGAUUCUCUUAUACAAAACCAGUGAAGUUGGCACGUUGUGUAAGUCUUAAAUAAAAACAGAAUACAAUGAUUUGCAAAUCCUUUUCAACUUAUGCUCAAUUGAAUAGACUGCAAAGACAAGAUAUUUAACAUUCGAACUGAGAAACUUUUUUUUUUGUGCAAAUAAUCAUUAACUUAGAAUUUAAUGGCAGCAAGACAUUGCAAAAAAGUUGGCACAGGGGCAUUUUUACCACUGUGUUACAUGGCCUUUCCUUUUAACAACACUCAGUAAAUGUUUGGGAACUGAGGAGACACAUUUUUGAAGCUUUUCAGGUGGAAUUCUUUCCCAUUCUUGCUUGAUAUACAGCUUAAGUUGUUCAACAGUCCGGG
Molecule: messenger RNA, 2441 nt
Organism: Entelurus aequoreus (snake pipefish)
Lineage: Eukaryota; Metazoa; Chordata; Actinopteri; Syngnathiformes; Syngnathidae
Product: zinc finger protein 260-like
Exons: 4
Coding region: 351-1955 (534 amino acids)
Biological process (GO): regulation of cytokine production; regulation of immune system process; negative regulation of transcription by RNA polymerase II
Source: RefSeq, a predicted model, not a curated record